Molecule: messenger RNA, 3622 nt
Organism: Schistosoma curassoni
Lineage: Eukaryota; Metazoa; Platyhelminthes; Trematoda; Strigeidida; Schistosomatidae
Source: the annotation of a GenBank genome assembly
CUUCUAUUCAUAGAACACUUCUUCUUCAUUACAUUGCUUAAACUUGUUGCUAACUGCCCCCCCUCCUCAAAAAAAAAGAGAAACAUGCAGUUUAUUGUAGAAACUCACUAAAUUGUUCUUUUUUAAAAAAUUUUAAUUUGACCACAUUACAUAAUCACUUAGAAGAUAAUUACUGACGUGACUGCAUUAUCUAUAUCUAUAUCUCUAUAUACAUAGAAGAUAGUGACAAUAUUGUUCAAUGAAUCAAAAUAUCAUCUUAUUAUUAUUAUCCAUUAUAAUCUAUUAUCAUUUAUUUGUUGAUUUCACUUAUGGUAUAAAAAGUCAUAUAUGCAGUAAAUACAAUGGACAACCGGUAUGUUGUCCAGGUUGGAGAAAUGGUAUUGGAGCACCAUGUAUAAUACCUGUUUGUGCCGGUAAUUGUGGUGAACGUGGUGAAUGUAUCAAACCAAACACUUGUAUUUGUUCUGAUCGACGUCUUCGUUUCAGUUGUAAAGAAGAGGAUAUUGAUGAAGAAUCAGAUACAAUGCAACUUGAUCAAGCUGAAAAUCAAUGUCCGGAUAAUUGUAAUGAACAUGGAACAUGUGAAAAUGGAGCAUGUAUUUGUCGAACAGGAUAUAGUGGAUUAAAAUGUGAAAUUAAACUAACAGGUGCUUGUUACAUAUCACUGAAACGUGGAUUAUGUGUUAAUCCAAUGCAAUAUAGAAUAUCUCAAUAUGACUAUGAAGCUAUUCCAUUAACUCAUGAAGUAUGUUGUAAUGCAUUAGGAAUUGCAUGGGGUGAACCAUGUCAAAUUUGUCAAAGUACACAUUGUGGAAAAGGAUAUGAACAAAUUGAUGGAGUAUGUAAAGAUAUUAAUGAAUGUGAAGUGGAUGGAGUUUGUCAACGAGGUCAGUGUAUCAAUGAAGAAGGAUCAUACAAAUGUAAUUGCCCAGAAAAUACACAUUUUGACAAAUCAACAUUAGAUUGUGUUUACACAUUAAAAAUGCCAUGUGAGUUAGAUCCUCACAGAUGUCAUAAUGGAGGAAAAUGUAUAGAUCUACCAAGUGGUGAUUACAAGUGUAUAUGUCCGUGGGGAACUAGAACUUCACAAGAUAGAAAAUCCUGCAUAGAAGAUAAAGAAUUUCAUUUUGAUAUAUGUCAAUUAUAUAAAUCAUCUGUAUGUAAAAAUGGUCAAUGUAUACCACGUGGGAAUACAUAUGAAUGUAUAUGUAAUGAAGGUUUUGAACCGUCAGAAGAUCGUAAAACAUGUCAAUAUAAAGUUGAUAUUUGUUCUGUUCAUCGAGGAUAUUUAUGUACUAAUGGACAUUGUAUACCAGCUGGUCGUGAUUUCUUUUGUGAGUGUAAUCCCGGUUUCACUUUAUCCUAUGAUCGUAGAAGAUGUAUGAGUAAAUGUGAAGAAUUAGGACCAAGUAUUUGUCCAAAUGGUUAUUGUAUUGCUUUGUCAAAUGGUGAUUAUGAAUGUCAAUGUGAAUUAGGUUAUCAAAGUACAUCGGAUCAUAAAAAAUGUAUCAUGCAAAUGGAAGAAUCUAAUUCAAAUGUACAUUUUACAAAAUCUGUUCAAUAUUACAAAAAUAGUUACUAUGGUAACAAAGAAAAUGAACCUUAUGAAAAUCCAAUAGAAAUGAAUAAACCACAAAUUGAUCAUUCUGAAGUUGAUGAUGAAAAGUCAUAUAACUGGUGGCAAAGUGACAGUUUAUCAAAGAAACAACAUAAAUCCUAUUCACAGUUGACUUACUUGAAGUUACGAAACGUUGUCAGAAAUACAAUCUCUCUACUCAUUGGGAUAUAACAGAAAAAUAUUAACUUUAUACCCAAUGCUCAAUUUAUUUGGAAUUAUCAAGUCAAAUCAUGCCAUUGGCAGUUAUAAAAUCAUCGUAUUUCAUGAUAUCAGAACCGUCUUCUAUUCGAGAGCAUGACUGUACUUUAGAAUGUUUUAUUACGGAAUUAUACGCCAGAAAAGGUUACAAACAUCUUGAAAGUUCUGUCAAUAUUUCACAAAUACGUUGGAUUUUUAUUUUUUUAACCGAUAACAUCCUGGAAGCAGCUCUGAAUGAAGUAUUGUGAUGAUGAUUCACGGGUGAACUUGAGGAAGCUCAGAGAGAGCCGAAGAUAUUCCAUCCAAUCAUCUUCUGGAGGAAUAUUUCAGAAUCUCAACGUGGAGCUUCCCUAUUGGACAAAUGCUAAUAAGCCCUUGUAUGCGGAUUGGAUGACUAUAAUGAUGAUUUCGUUUUUACGAAAAAAACUAUACCUGACAGUUGUGUACUGUAAAUGACACUGUUUGGGAUAGCAUUCCUUUCACUUGUCUUCCAACUUCUCAUUUGCAACGUGAAAAUGUUCUAGAGUUUUAGUGCUCAAGUUAUACGCGGUAUAUCAAGAAUCUAAGCUCUUGAUAUAAGAAGUAUAUGGUAAUGUCGCGUUUCCAAUAAUGAAGGCAGAAUUGAUGAAAACUAACAAGUGGAUGAUAAUACGUUUCUUUGAGACGACUCACAGUAUAUCUAAUCAGUUAGCAAUAAAAAAGAUACACAUAUUAAGAUUGACGCUUAUUUACCCGUCAUAAUUUCCCGAAUGGGGUCUUAAAAAUCGUUUGAUUGUGCUACUUUAGACGUUAUCAAGUAUCGUCCUUGAUAUUGUUUUUCACGACAUCCUUCAUAGAAGUGAAAUGAAUCCCAUUAAAUGAUAGAAAUCUUCCUCGGUCAUAAUUCUGAUCAAACUGCAUUGUUGUUCAUUUUAAAAAACACUACUUACUGAUUUUGCGAUCUGUUCUAUUUCUCUAUUAUAGGAUCAUUUCAUUUGGGGGGUUUAUUAUUAAAGCGCACCCACAUAGUAACCAUAAUUAUAUUUAAUUUUUCACUUUCUAAUCUAUUUCAGAUUCAAAUGAAUACUUAUUAGAAGUUGAAUAGUUCUUUGAUUCACUAAAACCACUGCAUUACUUACUCGUAUAUCCUGGAACGAUCGAUUAGGUAAUGCAGUUGUUAGAAAACGGGUACUAGGUAAUGAUGGCGAAUCGAUUGAUGAAGUAGUGAGACGUCAUCGUAUGAGAUGGUUGGGACACGUGUUACGUAUGCCCAACCACCGACUGCCCCGACAUGCUAUGUUUUCUGGUGUGGGAGUAAGUUGGAAAAAAGCUAGGGGUGGCCAAAAUAAAACAUGGCACAAAUCUAUGAAGUCACUGACACGUGAACUGAGUCAUGUUGAUAGGUGUAGACUACCUGGUUAGGACCCGCGAAACGAUAGCAACCGAUGGUUAGAGACCUUGAAUAACAUGGCUCAAAAUCAUUUGAGAUGACGCAGGUGCAUCCACUUUUUGUGUUCUCCCAAAAUUCUAAUCUUCUGAAUUCUUCAUAUCCCUGGAUUAUACGCCUUGAAUAACAUCUUCAAGCCCUAAUCUUUCUGAUUACUGCUUAUACUUUUAUUACCUCUAUCACUAUGGGAUUUGAAUCGACAAUUGUAUCUCUGUGUUAAUGUGCUAUGGCAACUUGAACUGAUGUACGUACGUACAAAGAUCUACGUUGUUACUGACUGACUGAUUGAUUGACUGAAAACCAUUUGUAGUUUGUAAAAUUUUGUUCUCACUCUUAAACAAAAUACCUUUUUCAAUUUAUUCUCUUAGAUAAACAACAAG